UAAACCUUGGAUCGAUAGUGAUGAAUCGAUUCCUAGGCUCCGAAACAGAAACGUCAGUCACAUCACUAAUUGAUGAGUCUUCGGCUCCGCCACUUAUCGCUGCACCGCCGUCACCACCGCCCCUUCGUCUUCCUUUGAUCUCUCCGCUUCUUGGUUUCUGUCUUCUUAUUUUCCUACCACAGAAAAGGCGAAAAGAGAUCACCGCCUCUCGUCCUCUUCCUUCGUCUACACUCGACGUACGGAGAGCCCAUACUUAUAGCAAUGAUGCUCGCUCUCUCGCCCCAGCAGCUUCGCUCCCACCGACCCUCCUUCCCUGGAGCAAGAAGAUCAAGAAACGACAUCAAGAACAAUAAGAAGAAACGCAAGAAACGAGAGAGCAGCAGGAGAUGGCGAGCGGUAGCAAACAUCCUCCCGGCAGAGGAGGGAACGGCUCCGCUGAUUCGAAGGUCAGGCGGACACAGUCUAGGAAGCCGACAAUGCUGAACGUGCCGCAGGAGGAAGAGGCGACCCUCCUUGUCGACAGCGAGCUCGUCCCCAUCCUACGCGUCGCCAACGAGAUCGAGACCCUCAACCCUCGCGUCGCCCACCUCUGUCGUUUUCAUGUAUUUGAGAAGGCUCAUAAGUUGGAUCCUGUGUCAAGCAAGCGUGGCACUCGUCGGUUCAAAACAUAUCUCUUAGACCGGAAGAGGUACAUACUUGACUGACCUAAUUUUUUCUACACUGAUUGAGGCAGACUUCUAUAUCUUCUGAAACUAUGUUAACUUUUCUCGCAGCAUAAGUGAUUUAAUUAUUUAAUUAAUCUCAUUUGUGUGUCUAUGAUGCUUUGCAAGAUCCAUUAGGAGAUUUAAUAAAUUUUAAGAGGUGGAAUAAAGUCAUAAUAUCAAGCAUCUAGCAUUAUCACAUCGUCUAUGAAGUGGACUCAAAGAUAGGUUUGAAUAGGUAUAUUAGAUGACUGAACUGAUCAUGAUAUUUUACAACCAGAACUGGAUUGGGGUUUUCAGAUCAAUUAAUAAAGUCUUUUUAGGUCUUUUUCUAUCUCUCCUCGUACUACUAACAUUAAUCAUUUCAUCUCUUUUGACUACUACAUCUGGAGGUCUUCUAAGUACAU
Musa acuminata subsp. malaccensis (wild Malaysian banana) is the source of this 1108-nucleotide messenger RNA. NCBI's taxonomy places the organism in Eukaryota, Viridiplantae, Streptophyta, Magnoliopsida, Zingiberales, Musaceae. The record is from RefSeq and is a predicted model, not a curated record.